AAAAAUGAAUGAACACGCUAAACAAAUUAGACUUCCAAAGAAGGCGGAGAAAGUUAAAAAUAAGACACCAGCUCCAGUUCAAAUCACUGCUGAACAGCUUCUUCGGGAGGCUAAGGAACGCGAAUUAGAGACAGUCCCUCCACCGCCCAAAGUUCGAAUUACCGACCCGGAAGAAUUGGCAGAAUAUCACAGAAAGAAGAGAAAAGAAUUUGAAGAUAAUAUUCGAAAAAAUAAAAUGCAACUUGCAAAUUGGAUUAAAUAUGCAAAAUGGGAGGAAUCGGUUGGUGAAUUACAGCGUUCAAGAUCUAUUUUCGAAAGAGGGUUGGAUAUAGACCACAGAAAUAUUACUGUUUGGUUACAAUAUGCGGAAAUGGAAAUGAGGUUGUAUAAAAUUUAUAACGGGGUGCUGCCUUAUAUUUUGGAAAAUAAAAUUUAUAACGAGAGGUCACAAACGGAGAAUAAGCUAGUACCAUUUUUGUGGGUCACAGAUGGUAGCUCCUUCGACUUGGCUCGUCAAACUGACAAUGAGUCAAACUACUCUAAUUUCGGGUUAGAGGGACUUGAUUGGUGUAGAUUAGGUUGUGACCAAUUGAAGUCUCACUGA
Molecule: messenger RNA, 604 nt
Organism: Meloidogyne enterolobii
Lineage: Eukaryota; Metazoa; Nematoda; Chromadorea; Rhabditida; Meloidogynidae
Source: the annotation of a GenBank genome assembly